Molecule: messenger RNA, 885 nt
Organism: Neurospora tetrasperma FGSC 2508
Lineage: Eukaryota; Fungi; Ascomycota; Sordariomycetes; Sordariales; Sordariaceae
Exons: 1
Biological process (GO): maintenance of RNA location; mRNA splicing, via spliceosome
Cellular component (GO): nucleus
Molecular function (GO): mRNA binding; protein binding
Source: RefSeq, a predicted model, not a curated record
CGAUCCAGAUCACCAGACACCAAAAAGCGCCCAUCGCGUUCGCGGUCUCCACGCGACAGGGAGAGAGAAAGAGGCGGCGACAGAGACAGAGACCGGGAGAGGAGAAGGGACAGGGACCGACGUGGAGACCGAGGAGAGGACGACAGUGACAGACGACACCGCCGGCGCGAAGACAAGGACAAGGACGGCUACUCGGAUAGAGACAGAGACAGAGACAGGGAAAGAGACAGAGACCGCCGCAGGCAUCGCUCAUCAGAAAGACGUUCUACCCGGAGAGAAACACAGCAACCAGAUGACAAUGCCGACAACAAGCGCAGCCUAAUCAAGCGAAGCGGUCCUUUACCUUCGCAAGGUGACUCCUUCGCUGUCAGCAUUGGCGCAGAACCCGAGAAACCCAAGGAGAAGCCGAACUUUGGCAACACAGGUGUGCUCGCCGCCCAGUCCAACACGGUCACGCAAGCCGACGGGACCACGGUUACGCUCAAAUACCACGAGCCACCCGAGGCCCGCAAGCCCGCCCCGCGCGACCAGUGGCGCCUGUACGUCUUCAAGGGCGACGAGGUCAUUGACACCAUCGAGCUGCAUACGCGCAGCUGCUGGCUGGUUGGGAGGGACCUGGCCAUUGCCGACUUGCCGGCCGAGCACCCGAGCAUCAGCAAGCAGCAUGCCGUCAUCCAGUUCCGCUAUACGGAGAAGAGAAACGAGUACGGGGAUAAGAUCGGCUGCGUGAAGCCGUAUCUGAUUGACUUGGAGAGUGCAAACGGUACCAAACUCAAUGGCGACAAGGUACCGGAUAGUCGGUACCUCGAGUUGAGAGACAAGGAUAUGAUUCAGUUCGGGUCCAGUACGAGGGAGUACGUGCUUAUGCUCCCGCCCAAGGAUUGA